AUGUUCCGAAGUUCCUUGCGACACAAUUCGAGCAGUUGUGACCUCUCCACGAUCCCUCCCAAAGAGUUCAAGGUGCUUCUAGAUAAUCAAACACUUUACGUUGACCAGGAGCUAGCAGAAGCUCUUGGAUGGAAGGCUAACGGCGGUCCCGAAGGCUUGAGUCUAACACUGAAUGGUUGGGCACCACACUACUUCACAAUAGCUCCAACCGGCACGGACAGUGAUUUGCUCUCGCGCGCGACGGUGGAGAGCAGUCGCAAUCCAAAUGUCCAGGCUGUGCUAGCUUAUUUGAAAGAACGUUGA
This is a messenger RNA of Sparassis crispa, 303 nucleotides long. RefSeq lists its product as hypothetical. The transcript is spliced from 2 exons. The record is from RefSeq and is a predicted model, not a curated record. NCBI's taxonomy places the organism in Eukaryota, Fungi, Basidiomycota, Agaricomycetes, Polyporales, Sparassidaceae. Bases 1 to 303 code for a protein of 100 amino acids.